Dreissena polymorpha is the source of this 1643-nucleotide messenger RNA. RefSeq lists its product as uncharacterized. The transcript has 7 exons. The coding region runs from base 142 to 1284 and encodes 380 amino acids. Lineage: Eukaryota; Metazoa; Mollusca; Bivalvia; Myida; Dreissenidae. The record is from RefSeq and is a predicted model, not a curated record.
UUGAGACCUGCUUUAAGCACCACAAUAUGCUACAGUUGUUAAGGUAUACAUUUAUAAAACACUGCCAACAUAUUUACAGUAACGGUAGCUGUGUGUAUCGCGGCGGUAGUCAGCCAGCCGGCCCCGUGGAACCCAGGGCGCAUGCCCGGUCCGAACCCAGGACUCGCCGCCAUGCUCCCGACCGGUCCUCGCAUACCCGCAAUUCCGGCUAUACCGGCGUCCAUCCCGGAUAGCGGCUUGAGUGCGGUCGCGUGUACAAACCUAGGGCGAGAGGCGGUGUCGCGUUGCUUUGAGACCAAUAGCGGCUUUCAGAUGCAGUACGUUCUAGCGGUGCUCUCCAACGGUUCACAGGCGCUCAUGCCCAGAAACGCGCAACAAGUGGUUGCCGGACUUUGCUCGUCACAGGGCGCGAUUACCUUGUGUAUCGAAUCCGCUAUGGGCAACCCCCGCAGUAGUCGGACCUGCUGGGACUUUCCCGAGUACAAACGCCUGGGGCUGGAAAUUUUAGCACUGGAAUCCAGCCUCCAGCAGAUAUGCGGAAAUGGAAUCAUACCGAAACAGGAAGUAUGUCAUCGCGACCUGCUCAACACAAUGCGCACAUGCUACACUAACGCGGGACUGGACCCGGCUCUGUUCAGCCUGAACGCCACCUCGGUGACAAAUGCUGCCAGACCUAGCCAACUGAUUGGAACCAUCAUCGGAAAUGACGCCAAAUCCGCUUCAAAAUUCUGUCGUGUGAAGGAACAGCUGUACACGUGUCUCAGUAAGCACGUCGACAACUGCCCCGGAGCCGACCAGAUCCUGGCGCUCAGCGGAUAUGAACACAAGACGCUCAAGAGCGGCAUUGACGUCAUCUGUCAUGACGUGAACGUUUAUUUGGACGGUCUCCGCUGCUUUAACGAUAAGAGCCCGGAGGUUCUGGGAUGCUUUAACACGCUCGUCCAGAAAGUUACAGAUCUGACAACGGAACAGAUGCGCACCAACAUGCCGGCCGCACAGUAUAACUCCAGAUACUGCCAACUUCGGGUUGAGCAACUCGAAUGCGAUAAGUCCGUCUUAGAGAAAAAAUGCAGCAACAGUGCGAUAGGCCUGAAACUAGAGUUCGAGUGCAACGUGCUUCCUUCCACGUGCAAAAAUGACGUCAUUAUUCAGCGUCGGCUUCAGCAGACGUGCGCCCUCCAGAGCUUUGCACGUCAUCUCCGAUCAGGGUCAACGCGCAUGUCCGUCGUAUUGUCAGUGACUGUGUCAAUAUUAUCCACGUUUAUCCUGGCGAUAAUUUUGUGAUAUAUGUGUAGUGUAUCACGUUGUUAUUUAUCUGUAAAACUGCGAACGCUAUGUAUCGCCUGUAAAAUUGUUCACAUUUCAUAGUGAUUCAACAAUGUCCCAUUCCUUUCGUUUAUUGCAAAUAUUGCAGAUUGUUAGACAUUUAGAUUUCCUUUAUUAAAUAUUCGUGAAAAGCAUAAUUUCUGUAUAUUUUUGUACCUCGGUUAUGGUUCGUACCUCAUACACUUACCACGGGACAAAUACUUUCGGGUGUGUUAAUUUGACCAAUAAAAGUUCAUGGCACAAUUAGCAAAAAGAUGUAUCUCAGAUUGCGAAGUGUAUAUAUCGUUAUUUCAAUUUGAAUGUUUGUAUAUAAACAA